This is a messenger RNA of Xylaria bambusicola, 2487 nucleotides long. Its product is annotated as inheritance of peroxisomes protein 1-domain-containing protein. The record is from RefSeq and is a predicted model, not a curated record. NCBI's taxonomy places the organism in Eukaryota, Fungi, Ascomycota, Sordariomycetes, Xylariales, Xylariaceae. Bases 329 to 2341 code for a protein of 670 amino acids. The transcript has 2 exons. Gene Ontology annotation, cellular component: extrinsic component of intraperoxisomal membrane. Gene Ontology annotation, biological process: peroxisome inheritance.
ACCACCAUCGGUUGACCGUCGACAUAACUGGCACGGUCCUCCGGCAAUACUAAUACUAAUACUAAUGGUAUAACCCCAGACGACUCACCCCCCAGGCGCCGACGUCGUGUCCGUUCUACCAGCAUCGUCCAGUCAAUUCAGCCGACACUGCUCCAGCCUUAAGCCUUGCCUUGUACAACUGCCAGCUUGCUUGCUGCCUCUGGACAUCCCUUCGUCAUGAUUAUAAAACAUACUUAGAAUGCGCUUCUUUGUUCCUACCUGCGGCACUCUCGCCUGAGUUUAGUUGGUAUUCUUGUGACGGCGGCUCUAAGCGCUCUGAACUUACAACAUGGAUUCUCCCGAGUUCGCCUCAAAUAGGCCAGGUAUUCCUCAGCCUCGCCGGGUCAUGACCGCCCCGGUAGGUACCUCGAUUGCGCUACAGGGAUCUACAUCAUCUUCUUCUAUGUCUGCUACCUCGCAUGACGUAUCCAAUGCAGUUCCUGAAGACCCAGUGGAAACUUUGUACAGCCAUCCUUCGGUCAGGAUCAUAUCCUUCACAUCGAGUCACCGCGACUACACCAGAUCAUUCACCGGGUCCUCGGAUAAAGAUGUCCCGCCCGGCACUCUGCCACCUUCCUCUGGGCUGGAGCGGACCAUUGCUGUCGGCGCCUUUCGAAUCUACCGUGCGCCGGGUUCUGUCGCAUUUCUCAGCUGUGGCUCUGCUCUCCAACCUAUCCUUCCCAAAAGUCAGUGCUGGUGCAUCCACGAGGACAAUAGUCGAUUUGUACUGCAAAUACGUCGACCUCAGUACUGGAGAAUUGAGCUCCCUGUCGCCCAUCCUGACGACAUACUACGCGCUCUGUUGCUGCGAGAUGUCUUUGACAAGAUUCUUCUUUUUGAAAAGACAAUUUGCCCGUUCAAACGAAGUUUUACAGUCGAACUUCCAGAUCCUCCCGAGACCCCUAUAAGGAAGGCAUGGACGGCUGAGGGAAAGAAUCUAAUAUCUUCUCCUUUCUCUGAACUGUCACCGCCGGCCCAUGAGCCCAUUGCAAUUAGUAGGGGCAAACUUACAAACGUCUCUGAGUUUUGGUCCCUUGGGUCUAUACCACCGCGCGACGAAGAUGCAUUUAGGUCCUGGGCAGAAGCUCAUAUAUCAGAUGUUGAUGAACAUGGGAACGCUGGUACUCCCAGGAACGUUGGACCAAUACACCAUCCAUUCCCAGAUGUAGACAACGAACACGUAGAGUUAUUGGAACAUGGCAUAUAUACUCGGAGCAAUCAUCCUGCUGGAAAAGUAGGAUUGGAAAGAGAGGCAUGCCAAAAACCGGAUACCCCUGAUUCUACCGAAAUAUCUCAGGAUACGAAGCAAACUGCUUCCAAUUCGCAUCAGAACAACCAUAUCAUGUCUAAUCAACACCUCUCGAAUGGUGAGGAUGGCGAAGAUGGCCCAUCAUUUGAAGGGUCCGGGCGUGUUGCGCCUGUCAACCUCACACGAAAGCGGAUGACUCGAAUGCUUGCUGGGCGUUCUUUCAGUGGCCGCCCACAUACAGCAAAUGAUACACGAUCAUAUUCACCGCCAGCUCUAGCUAGAGGCCGUUCUUCUAGUGUAUCCGCCGGUCCUUUCUGUAAUGUGCAGCCACGGCGUUCUCACACCACACCACUCGCAGCAUCGCCACGCGCUAGAGACGUCUCAUUAAAACUUGAAAGCGCCGAGUUAUCCGAGCUAAAUCCGCAUGCAGCCUCAUCAGUCAUCUCCAAUGAUACUGCGGCACCUACCCCACAAGUUCAACGUGUCAUGGACGCAAAGACCGAUGAGCAUGUCAACACCGAGAGCAGCCCUAGAGCGUCACGCUCAUCUCCAGAAGAGUCACCGCUAUAUCCGUCAAAGGGAAAGCUACGAACGCAUCGACGACCACAUGCCAGUAGCCUCUCCAUUAGUCGCCCAGCUCUAUCGCCGUUGCCAUCAGCGGCCAACCUCUUUUCUGGCGCUCCCAAGCAGACGCCACAGAAUCAUUUCGCAACCGCUCACCAGGUUCCCACCUCCAUUGUGCAAAAGAUUUUGGGGGUUCUACUAGGCGUGCCCAGCUACCUCAUAAAACUAAUGCUUCAGGUAACUGCCAAGAUUAUUGCGGGUGAAUGGAGGGGUCUCGUGCUCGGCCUCAACGAGGCGGGCGAAGAGAUCCCGGUGCAAUGGGACUAUUACUCGGAUGGCGAAUUCAGCGAGUUGAGCGAUAGUGAAGAUUACACACUCACUAACCGCAGUUCGACUAUCAACGACAACUUAACCCAUACCAGCACACGGCGUAGAGUCAGAUCGAAACGAGAUAGCAAUCAUGAUGAUGACAGUUGGGAGGUCGACUGAAAGCAAAGGCAACCUCCUCUCACUUUUUAAUGAAAUUCUUGUAAGUGAAAUAUAGCGGGCAUUUCGUGGUUUGCAUAGGAUCUCGGAGUUGGGCCAUUGGUUGGACAAAGAUCAUUGUCACAUAUUUGAUUGUAAUUGGAAGGUAC